UUCUAUUAAUCUAAUUAAACAUCAUGUAGUAUGUAGGGAACAAUUAGUAAUUUGAGAUCAAUACAAAUGCUGUGAUUGGAUAUGGUAGCUAUGGCAAAGUAUUUGAAUGCUAGUCUAAAUUUGGGAAUUUCCCAUUUAAAUUAUGUGCCAAAGUAUAUAUUCAAAUUAUUAAAAGGUCACAAGUAUAUAUAAGGACAACAAGCCAAACUAAGAGAAAGAAAUUAAUAGAGAAAAAGAAAUCACAGAGAUUGUUUAAAGGAAUAGAGAUAAUCAAAAUCUUGUCUAAAUUUAUUAUGUAGAGCAUAUUAAAGAAAAGUCAUACCUGGUUGUGAUUAUGGAAAGAUGCUAAACUAACCUUUAAGAGGAGUGGAAAAAGAAAAAUAUAUACUAAGAACAAGAAGUUUUAGAUUUUUUAAGAUAAUUUUUGAAUGGUUAUAGAGCCCUUUAUGAUUCGAAUGUUAUUCACAGAGAUAUUAAGCCAGAAAACAUUCUAAUAUAAUAAAUUGGUAUGUAAAAGUACUACAGAUUGGCUGACUUUGGUAUAGGUAGAAUUUAUAAAUUAAAUGACUUUAAAUUUACAAAAGUAGGAACACCUAUUUAUGCAUCGCCUGAAUUAAAUUCAUUAAUUUAAGAUUCUGAUCUAGAUACUAAAUUUGCUACAAUGAAAAAAGAAAAACAAAAAAGUGUUGUUGAUAUUUACUCUGUAUUAAUCUAAUAUUUAUUAAGCUUGGCAUACUUUUACAUAGUAUUGUGACAGGAGGUUUUCCAUUUGAGCCUACUUAAAAUAAAAUUGUCAAAUUUCUGAAUGAAAUUAAAACUAAAGAUUAUAAACUCAAAUCUAAUGCAAAUCCAAUAUUAAUAAGUUUAAUUGAAAGAAUGAUUGUUUAUGAUCCAUAUAGAAGAUUGACAUUUGAUACUUUGUUUGAUGAAGUCAAUAGAAUUACAUCAUAUAUGAGAAAUCCAAUUCCUUAACCAAUUUUUUAACCAAUACUAAAUGGAAAUUAAUAAGUAACUUAAAUUUAAAUUUAAUAGUUUCCUCUUUAAAAGGAAUUUCCUACUUAAUAGUAAUUUCCUCCUUAAUAGUAAUUUCCUCCUUAAUAGUAAUUUCCUCCUUAACCAUAAUUUCCUACUUAACAAUAAUAAUAACAAUAAAUUACUGGUUUUUAAGGGCCAAAUCCAAUUUAAAAAGGUUCUAUUAUUAAUUAAGAAUAACUCAAUAUUUCAAAUGAAAUAACCUGUUUUUUAAAAAAGAUUUUGUAAAUCCAUAAAAAUAGUUUAAAUUCGCAAGUUAUAACUACUUUAUAGGAGUAUAUCUUAAACAAUAAAAAUUUAAGUGAAAUUGGAAAAUUAUAUAAUAAUUUUGACAAAAAUAUAAAUUAUAACAAUGAAGAAAUUUAAUUUUAUUAUUGCUUGAAAUAUGGAUUAUAAAAUUAGGCUUUUGUGAGUAAAAAAUCACGUGAUGAUCAAUUAAGAGACUUGUCUAAUUGA
Molecule: messenger RNA, 1488 nt
Organism: Paramecium primaurelia
Lineage: Eukaryota; Ciliophora; Oligohymenophorea; Peniculida; Parameciidae
Source: the annotation of a GenBank genome assembly